Mycosarcoma maydis (corn smut) is the source of this 2085-nucleotide messenger RNA. RefSeq names its product E1 ubiquitin-activating protein UBA2. Gene Ontology annotation, cellular component: SUMO activating enzyme complex; cytoplasm. Gene Ontology annotation, molecular function: SUMO activating enzyme activity. The transcript has a single exon. The record is from RefSeq and is a predicted model, not a curated record. Bases 1 to 2085 code for a protein of 694 amino acids. Lineage: Eukaryota; Fungi; Basidiomycota; Ustilaginomycetes; Ustilaginales. Gene Ontology annotation, biological process: protein sumoylation.
AUGGCGUCGAUAGCUUCGUCUUCCACACAGAACGGCACCUCGGCUCAACCCGCUCGCUACGCACUUGCAGAGACGAUCCUGGGCAAGGAUGCGUUCCAUCGCACCAACACUGCUAAGGUUCUCGUCGUUGGGGCCGGAGGAAUUGGCUGUGAGCUUCUCAAGAACCUCGUCCUGACGGGCUUUGGUAACAUCGAGAUCAUCGACCUCGAUACUAUCGAUCUAUCUAACCUCAACCGUCAGUUUCUCUUCCAGAAGCAGCACAUCAAGAAGCCCAAGUCGCUCGUAGCAAAGCAGACCGCAUCCUCCUUCAAUCCGCUCGUCAACAUUGUUGCUCAUCAUGCCAACAUCAAGGAACCUCGUUUCGGCGUUGCGUAUUUCCAACGCUUUGACCUCGUCCUAAACGCGCUCGACAACCUGGAUGCGCGACGAUGGGUCAACAAGAUGUGCAUCGCUGCCAACGUCGCUCUCCUCGAGAGCGGGACCACAGGUUUCAGAGGACAAGUGCAGCCCAUCCGACCUGGUGUUACGGAAUGCUACGAUUGCCAACCAAAAGAAACACCAAAGACGUUUCCGGUUUGCACGAUUCGCUCCACUCCUUCCACGCCAAUCCAUUGCAUCGUAUGGGCCAAAAGCUGGUUCUUCACUCAGUUGUUUGGUGCGGAUGACGAAACCGAGGAUGCCGAGCUCGACAAGGCGAUUGCCGAUGGCGAAGAUGCUCAGGAAAUCGAUAGUCUCCGUAAAGAGGCUCGCGAGAUGCGCGACCUUCGAGCUUCGUUGCUCCAGGCGGCCAAGCAAGACGAUCAGCAAUGCGUCCGCACCGUGGUAGAGAGGAUCUUCAAUAAGGUCUUUAAGAGCGAUAUUGAGCGCCUGCUGGGUAUGGACGAGAUGUGGACGCAUCGUCCCGUCAAGCCUGUUCCGUUGGUGUUCAAAGAUGCCGUCAAUGGUGUUUCUGUGGUUGAGAGCAAUGCUGCUGGGACAGAAAUCGCCGAGGCGAUCGUCUCUGAUACUACCGCCUCCACACCUGCAGCCAUUUCGACAGCCAGUGCUGAUCAACCGCUAUCGAACGCAUCUACACUCAAAGAUCAACGCACAUUGAGCUUGCAAGACAACGUCGAGCUUUUCCUCUCCAGCACGGCGGCGCUCGCUAUUCGCGCAGCAGCCGACCUCUCCAACCCACUCUCGUUCGACAAAGACGACGACGACGCGCUCGAUUUUGUCACUUCAACCUCGAACCUGCGCUCGAUCGUCUACCACAUCGACCGCAAAACGCGCUUCCAAGUAAAACAGAUGGCGGGCAACAUCAUCCCCGCCAUCGCCUCGACCAACGCCAUCAUCGCCGGAAUGCUCGUCCUUCAAGCCUUGCACAUCUUGAGCGGCAGAUGGAACAAGACACGUUUCAUCACGCUUACGCGUGGCUCAGAUCGAUACAUUUCCGGUUUCCCGCCUGCUCAACCCAAUCCGAGGUGCGGUGUUUGUCAGGAUGUGUAUGUGGCAGUUGCAGUCAAGAGUCUCAAGCGAGUGACGUUGGCGGAUGUGGUGGAAAGGGUGGCCAAGGAGGCGUUGGAGAUGGACGCGGAGGAGCUGGUGGUGUAUGAUGGAUCGAGGAUUUUGGCUGAUCCUGACUUCGAUGACAACUUGGACAAGAGUUUGGACGACGUGGGCUUGCAGCAGGGAUCCAUCUUGACCAUUACGGACGAGGACCAACGAUUGCAGGCUGUCAACAUUGUGAUUUCUGUGUUUGAACACGAGGGAGACGGAGCUGGUUCGAUCAAGAUGCUCACAGAAAAUGCGAUGAAACCGAAACCAAGAUUUGUCGAGCGCGCAGAAGAGCAAGACGACGAGAGCGAUGACGACGACGAUAUUAUCGCCGUGGUGGACAAGGCUAAUGUACCAAUCAAGGCAGCACCAGCAGAAGCAACGACGGUAGCAGGCAAAAAACGUCCUCAUCCAGACCAAGACGCUUCCCCUUCCCCUUCGCCUUCCAGCACUGCACUAUCCGUCUCAAACUCAGCCCUUGUUUCGGACAAAAAGCAGAAGAUCCAGCCGGACGGGUCGUCCGCAAACGCUGCAAUCGAGUUCGACUGA